Panicum hallii is the source of this 1560-nucleotide messenger RNA. RefSeq names its product zinc finger protein CONSTANS-like. Gene Ontology annotation, molecular function: protein binding; zinc ion binding. The transcript has 3 exons. Lineage: Eukaryota; Viridiplantae; Streptophyta; Magnoliopsida; Poales; Poaceae. Gene Ontology annotation, cellular component: nucleus. Gene Ontology annotation, biological process: regulation of photoperiodism, flowering; regulation of flower development. The coding region runs from base 117 to 1154 and encodes 345 amino acids. The record is from RefSeq and is a predicted model, not a curated record.
UGCUCCCAGCUUCGCUAAGCUUGCUGGUAAAUCCUGCCAUUAGUGGUAAGCAAUUGAGUAGAUUAAGCAGCGUCGCGGGUGCCGGUUGGGGAGCUCGGAGAGGUGGGGGGGACCGGAUGGAGGUGGGGCUGGUGACGAGGUACUGGGGCGUGGGCGGGCGGCUGUGCGGGGCGUGCGGGGGCUCGCCGGCGGCGGUGCACUGCCGGACGUGCCCCGGCGGCGCGUACCUGUGCGCGGGGUGCGACGCGGGGCACGCGCCGGCGGGGCACGAGAGGGUCUGGGUCUGCGAGGUGUGCGAGCGCGCGCCGGCCGCGGUCACGUGCCGGGCCGACGCGGCGGCGCUCUGCGCCGCGUGCGAUGCCGACAUCCACGACGCCAACCCGCUGGCGCGCCGGCACGAGCGCGUGCCCGUGCAGCCCAUCGGGGCGGCCGCGCCUGCGGACCCGCUGCUGUUCGCGGACGUCAUGGACCCGUUCCUCGGCCAGGACUUCGCGAGGUUCCCGCACGCCGACAGCGUCGUGCCUAACAACGGAUCAAGCGGCCGCGCGCUGGACCUUGACUUCGGUGGCGCCGCCGCCGCAGCCGUCGUUGCCAAGCCGUCCUACAGCUCCUACACGGCGGCGUCGCUUGGCCACAGCGGCUCGUCAUCGGAGGUCGGCCUGGUCCCGGACGCGAUCUGCGGCCGCGGCGGGAGCGUGACCGGCGGCGUGAUCGAGCUCGACUUCGCGCAGUCCAAGGCGGCCUACCUGCCGUACGUCGCCACUCCUACCCACAGUGUGUCGUCUUUGGACGCGGGGGCGGUGCCGGAUCGCAGCGACGGCGGCGUCAUGGCCGGCAGGGUCGCCGCGACGGCGCCGGCGGCCGCGGAGAGCCGGGAGGCGCGGCUGAUGCGGUACCGCGAGAAGCGCAAGAAUCGGCGGUUCGAGAAGACGAUCCGCUACGCGUCCCGCAAGGCUUACGCUGAGUCGCGGCCGCGCGUCAAGGGCCGCUUCGCCAAGCGCGCCGAAGACAACGACGCCGACGCCGACGCCGAGGCGGCCGGCUUCCCCAGAGAGGCCGCCGCCGCGGCGCCGCCGAAGCAGCCGCAGCCCGCCGCCUACCACCCCUACGUGCUCGACUUCGCCGCCGGCUACGGCGUCGUGCCCACCUUCUGAUCGACGCGCCGCCGCGUGAUUGCCGCGCCGCGUGCCACGUUUUUUAGACGGCCGGUCGAUCCGCGCCGGCGUAGCGCGCGCGUUGUGUCCGACGUGCGUGCCGUCGUGCUGCAUGCGCGCGUGUUUGCUGGAACGGCGAGUUCUAGUUGGCGAUCGGCUGGCCUUGUCAAAUUAAUUAGCAGGCUAGCGCGUGCUUCCUACUACGUGUUUGCUGGAACGGCAAGUUUCCAGUUCUGUAAUUUUGGAUCGGCAAGGGAAGAUGCUUAGCAUCUGACGGUCUCUUUGAAUGAUUCGCCAUGCUAUAUUUGGAAAGCCAUGGAUCUCCCUUGCAAGGUUGCAUGCAUGUGCUAUGCUACAUCCGUUUUGAGUAAUGGAAAUGGAGCUUGCCUCGUGUCGGGAAAAAAAA